GGUUUAGAGAAACAUCAUCUCAUCUACAUACUCUACUACAAUCAACUUCUUCACUCCUUCAAACAAAUCUUCACAAUGGUUUCUGCAUCUUCCCUCCUCCUCGCUGCAUCAGCUAUCGCAGGUGUCUUCUCCGCGCCAGCCGCGGCACCCGUCAGCGAGAACUUGAAUGUCUUGCAAGAAAGAGCGUUGACUUCUUCCGCUACCGGUACUAGUGGUGGUUACUACUACUCCUUCUGGACCGAUGGAAGCGGUGGUGUUACAUACUCCAACGGAGCCAAUGGUCAAUAUGCCGUAAGCUGGACCGGUAACAAGGGUAACUUCGUCGGUGGAAAAGGAUGGGCUGUUGGUUCCGAGCGCUCCAUCUCCUACACCGGAUCCUACAAACCCAACGGAAACUCCUACCUCUCCGUCUAUGGUUGGACUACCUCCCCCCUCAUCGAAUACUACAUCGUCGAAGACUUUGGCACCUACGAUCCCUCCUCCGCCGCCACCGAAAUCGGCAGUGUCACCUCCGACGGUUCCACAUACAAGAUCCUCGAGACCACCCGUACAAACCAACCUUCCGUUCAAGGAACUGCUACCUUCAAGCAAUACUGGUCCGUCCGUACUAGCAAGCGUACGAGCGGUACCGUCACCACUGCAAACCAUUUUGCAGCCUGGAAGAAGUUGGGAUUGACUUUGGGCUCAACUUACAACUACCAAAUUGUUGCUGUUGAGGGUUACCAAAGCAGUGGUUCCGCUUCCAUCACUGUUUCUUAAAUCUGGGAUGGGUGAAUGAGUAGAUAGGGGUUGUGGAGUGUUGAGAAUUUUCGUCUUGUAUAUAUUCAUUACGAUUUCGUUCCUGGCCACACUGGAUCGUAUCGUUUCCGUAGGCUCGUACAUAUAUAUAUCUGUUAUCUUUCGUGCACAAUCAAGUUUACA
Molecule: messenger RNA, 921 nt
Organism: Botrytis cinerea B05.10
Lineage: Eukaryota; Fungi; Ascomycota; Leotiomycetes; Helotiales; Sclerotiniaceae
Gene: Bcxyn11A
Product: Bcxyn11A
Exons: 2
Coding region: 76-759 (227 amino acids)
Biological process (GO): xylan catabolic process
Molecular function (GO): hydrolase activity, hydrolyzing O-glycosyl compounds
Source: RefSeq, a predicted model, not a curated record